This is a messenger RNA of Scleropages formosus (Asian bonytongue), 444 nucleotides long. RefSeq names its product neurotensin/neuromedin N-like. The record is from RefSeq and is a predicted model, not a curated record. Gene Ontology annotation, cellular component: extracellular region. NCBI's taxonomy places the organism in Eukaryota, Metazoa, Chordata, Actinopteri, Osteoglossiformes, Osteoglossidae. The transcript is spliced from 4 exons. Bases 1 to 444 code for a protein of 147 amino acids. Gene Ontology annotation, molecular function: neuropeptide hormone activity.
AUGAGGACCCAGCUCGUCUGCGUGGUUCUCCUCUUUGUGGUGUGCUGUGCAAUGUGCUCUGCACAUGCAGAAGAGGAAGAGAAGGUGGCAGGGGGUGAGCUCAUGAGGUGGCUCCUGGCCUCAGAGGUGAGUGGACAAGACACGAUCCACUGGAGGGUGAUGCUACUGUGGUUCUGUGGGCUUCUGCACAGCCACCUUGAGGAGGAUGUUAAUGAAUGGGAGCCAACACUGGAGGAGCUACACAGCAUCCAGAACCUCUGUUGGACAUUACAGCCUCGCAGGAGUGACCCAGAUGUCAGAGAGCCUGGGGGGGGACAGAAUGCAGAUGACAGUAAUGGGACGCUCAGGAGGAAGACCCCCUACAUACUGAAGAGGCAGCUGUACAACACCAAGGCCAGGAGGCCCUACAUUCUGAAGCGGAGCCCCGGUUACUUGGCCUCCUAA